Molecule: messenger RNA, 1945 nt
Organism: Ziziphus jujuba (common jujube)
Lineage: Eukaryota; Viridiplantae; Streptophyta; Magnoliopsida; Rosales; Rhamnaceae
Product: GRAS family protein RAD1
Exons: 1
Coding region: 97-1722 (541 amino acids)
Biological process (GO): regulation of DNA-templated transcription
Cellular component (GO): nucleus
Molecular function (GO): sequence-specific DNA binding; DNA-binding transcription factor activity
Source: RefSeq, a predicted model, not a curated record
UUCUCUAUAUAGAUCAACCUAAUUAAGCAACAAAGGGUUCUUCUCAGGGCUAUGUUGAAUAUACUUUAGAAGAAAACACAAAUUUAAGAUCAAGAAAUGGCUCCUAGACAUAACAUGCUGUCAAAAAUUCAGUUCUUCGAACAAGGAAUGGCCGAAAGUCUGAGCAAUCUUGAUCUGAGCUUAUCAGCCAUGGCUUAUUAUCCAUAUCCAUAUAUGCCAAUACUGGAAGAAAAUGAUUCUACUAUGAUUUUACCUUUCUGCGACGAAAUCCAGAAUCAUAAGAGACAUAAACGUGUCAUGAGCAUGGCCGAAUCAAUAUCAAGCAACAGCAACAGCAGUUUUUAUAGCCGUGGGAGCAGUGGUGGCAGCAAUGGCAGCAGCAACAUGAGCAUCAGCAGCUGCAACAUGUGCCGCAGCAAUAGCACAAGCAGUUUGAAUAGUUUGCCACGGCUUCAGUUCCGAGAUCAUAUAUGGACUUAUACUCAAAGGUAUCUGGCGGCCGAAGCCGUGGAAGAGGCUGCGGCCGCCAUGAUCAAUAGAGAAGAAUCCGGUACAGAAGACAGGGGUGGUACUGAUGGUAUGAGGCUUGUCCAGCUCCUCAUUGCUUGUGCUGAAGCAGUGGCUUGCCGAGACAAGUCUCAUGCUUCUCUUCUGCUAUCUGAGCUGAGGUCUAAUGCUUUGGUGUUUGGCUCGUCGUUCCAACGUGUAGCUUCGUGCUUCGUUCAAGGCUUAGCUGAUCGUUUAGCUAUGGUUAACCCGCUCGGAGCUGUUGGUUUUGUAUCACCUGCAAUGAAUUUAAUGGAUGUUGGUUCGGCGAAGAAAGAAGAGGCUUUGCGCCUCGUGUAUGAAAUUUGUCCACAUAUUAAGUUUGGUCAUUUUGUGGCCAAUUCAGCAAUAUUGGAAGCCUUUGAGGGAGAGAGUUAUGUUCAUGUGGUGGACUUGGGUAUGACACUUGCUUUACCACUUGGACAUCAAUGGCGUGAGCUUUUACAAAGCCUCGCCAACCGUUCCGGUUCAGGUGGCCAACAACAACCACCUCGCCGGAUUCGGAUUACAGCUGUUGGACUCUGUGUUGACAGGUUCCGAAUCAUUGGAGAUGAGCUUGAAGCUUAUGCAAACAGUUUGGGAAUGAAUUUGGAAUUCUCUGUGGUGGAAAGCAACUUGGAAAACCUCCAGCCGAAAGAUAUCAAACGGUUUGAAGGUGAAGUUUUGGUUGUCAACAGCAUUCUUCAGCUGCAUUGUGUGGUGAAAGAGAGUAGAGGAGCUUUGAACUCUGUUCUUCAAAUGGUUCAUGAACUUUCACCAAAAGUCUUGGUUCUUGUGGAACAAGAUUCAAGCCAUAAUGGACCUUUUUUCCUUGGGAGGUUCAUGGAAGCCUUGCAUUAUUACUCUGCAAUAUUUGAUUCUUUGGAUGCAAUGCUUCCUAAAUAUGAUACAAGGAGAGCCAAAAUAGAGCAGUUUUACUUUGCUGAGGAGAUAAAGAAUAUCAUUAGCUGUGAAGGACCAGCAAGGGUGGAGAGGCAUGAGAGGGUGGACCAAUGGAGGAGAAGGAUGAGCAGGGCAGGUUUUCAAGGUUCACCAAUCAAGAUGAUAGCUGAAGCCAAACAAUGGCUUGAAAAUAUCAAGGCCUGUGAGGGUUUCACAAUUGUUGAAGAGAAAGGAUGUUUGGUUCUUGGUUGGAAAUCAAAGCCCAUUAUAGCUGCUUCUUGCUGGAAAUGCUAGAGUUCUUCUUGUUGACCCAAUUCAGAUUUUAUGCAGCAGGUCCCAAUAAAAUAAUCUGAAUACUUUUCCUGGUGAAGAGAAAUGGGUUUGCCUUUGUGUGUUAAAAAUGUCGUGUUUAUUGGCUUCUGAUUUGUGAUUAAGGUGGUAUGCCCCAAAAUUAGCGAGCACAAAGUCUUUUUUAAGUUUGGAGUGAGAAAUAAGUGGCUUUGAAUAUGCUAUGCUA